UCCCGGUGGCGUAGAGGACGCUGUUGCCGGGUGACCCCGCUGUUGGGGUGGGGUGGGGCUGGUGGCUGGUGGCUGGGGGCCAGAGCGCUGGGCUCGCGGCUCGCACCCACAUCCACCAUGGCCUCCCGCAGCGCGGGCACCCUGCUGACCGAAUUCAAUGCGGCCUACGUGCCCCCCGGCCUCAUGCCCGGGUACCAAGGCCACGUCCCUGGGGUGGCCUUUUCCUUCAGCUGCCCCUACGGCACAGCCACACUCAAGAGCUUCCAGGACCAUCGCAAUGCUGCCCUGGAGAGGGCCCACGCGCCCCGGAGCUCGGGCGGCCACUUCCCCACCCUCUACUCCCCGAAUCCUGACCUGGUGUUGUGCUACUGCGCCCAAGCCUGGGACCGCUUCCUGCACACCCCCAGCUAUACACGUUUCAACUUGGACCUGCACCGCUCCACCGGGCUGCACAACUUCUAUCAGGAGGCACAGAAGCACCGGGAACAGUACCGAGACAGGACGGGCCUGCUGCCCCGGGUCCCCUACUUCGUGCUGCCUAUACCAGAACCCGAGCACUACCCUCUCCCCACCGACCUGCCCCCUCUUAAUGAGAAAGACAAGUGGCACCUUCUACGCAUGUCACCCCAGAAUAUGAGGACCUACCAGACCUUCCCGAGCGGGAAGAGGGUAUCCCCGCAGGAACGCAACAGGAGAGACCUCUACUUUGAGUUCCGGGCAUGAGGCCCAAGGGCCGUUGCCCUCACCGGGUUGACUUGCUGGAAUAAAAUUGCCAUCAUCCCGUGAA
Molecule: messenger RNA, 787 nt
Organism: Erinaceus europaeus (western European hedgehog)
Lineage: Eukaryota; Metazoa; Chordata; Mammalia; Eulipotyphla; Erinaceidae
Gene: CIMIP2C
Product: ciliary microtubule inner protein 2C
Exons: 4
Coding region: 118-723 (201 amino acids)
Source: RefSeq, a predicted model, not a curated record